CUAAAACCCCAGACUCAGCGAAAGACGGGAAGAUGAUAAAAAAACCCAAAACCCUACUCUCUCCUUGUAAAUUCUUACUCUUCUUCCUUCUUCCUUCUUCCAUUUCUCUGGUCCUCUUUCACUCUCUAAUGUUGGAGACGGCUUUGACUAUCAUCCGCCUGGUUUAGAUUAUUGAGAGUACCAGAUUUCUGUGUUUUAUUUAAGUGGAAAUGAAGAGGAAAUCGACAGUACAAGUUCAAGCUCUUGAGGAUUUUUAUUUGGAUAAAAUGUAUCCUACUCCUACGGAAUUGGAGGAGUUGGGCAAGUCUUUAGGGUUAACAGUGAAGGAAGUACGUGGAUGGUUCAAGAGAAGAAGAAGUAGAAGGAAAGAUUCAAAAUCCCUGACGAAUGUUAGGGUGGGAGGAAAGAGGAGUUCGACAUCUUCCGGAUGCGGUUUUGGAGUAGCUGUUGAGAAAAGAUGUAGUGUGGGAACACAGAAGGCCAAUUGUCAGAACUUGUUGAGUUCACAGCACAUUUUGGCCAAGAUUUUUCGGAAGGAUGGUCCAUCGCUUGGUUUUGAGUUUGACCGUCUCCCAUCUGGAGCACGCAAAGCCUCUUGGCUGGAUUCUUCAUCUGUCGAACAACAGAAUCAUAGAGUGGCAAGAAAGAGAAAGAUUUCGGAGCUAAUGGAUCACACUAGUCAGGGUUGCGUUGAAAAGAAUGCUAGUGUGAAGAAACAUGGUAUGGGCAAGGGUUUGAUGACAGUUUGGCGGAAGCAGAAACUGUUGCAGAAGAGGUCGACGGAAAAGAAGAUGUUUUCUACAUACAGAGAGGCGGAAGUAAAGAAGGAUGAAACUCAAAGGGCAUUUGAAGAAAAAUGUGAGCUUGGUGUGGAUGGGGAGGUAUUUAAAGAAACCUGCCAAACAAUUUCGGUACUAGUGGAUGACGAGGAAUUGGAAAUGCGUGAGCGACAGGAGGGAGCAAAUCCGUUGACAUGUUCAUGCCAUCUUCCUAGUAGUGGAUCUCAUGGCUGUUUUCUUUGCAAAGAUUUAUUGCCUAAGUUUCCCCCAAAUUCUGUUCAAAUGAGGAUGCCUUUUGGUUUGCAUCCAUGGAAUUCGUCUCCAGAGUCAGUGAAGAAACUGUUUAAGGUUGUCCAUUUCCUUUAUUCUUAUUCAGUAACUCUUGAUAUAUGUCCCUUUACACUUGACGAGUUCACACGGGCAUUUCAUGACAAGGAUUCCUUGCUCCUUGGUAAAAUUCACCUUUCCCUGCUGAAGCUGCUUCUGCUUGAUGUUGAAACCGAACUGCAAAGGGGAUCUUUUUCAAACCUGAGUAUAUCAUGCAAGUUUCUAGCGCUGCUUCAGUCGGUGGAGAGCCAAAUUCGUAUUCUUGAUCUGUGGAAGAAUUCAUUAAAUUCUCUUACAUGGACAGAAGUAUUGCGUCAGAUAUUGGUUGCAGCUGGUUUUGGUUCAGCGAAGUGUGCUGUUCAACCAGAAGAACUACGUAAGGAAAGGAGACUCAUGAAAAAGUAUGGCCUUCGUCUUGGAACUUUAAAAGGUGAAUUAUUCAGAAUGCUUAAUGAGCAAGGCAAUAGUGGCUUGAAAAUAUCCGAGUUAGCCAAUGCAGCAGAGGUGGCUGUGCUGAAUCUUGCAACUGCAUCAGAAGAACGAGAGCGUGCAAUAUGCUCAACUUUGGCAAGUGAUAUUACAUUAUUUGAAAAGAUAUCUGAAUCAACAUAUCGUGUACGUGUUAAUUGUUUCCCUGAGGACCCUGAUAAGAGCCAGUCUGAUCCAGACGAGUCUGGGAGUGUUGAUGAUGAAUCUGAUGAUUGCUCAUUUAGUUCUGGUGAUGAGAUCGUGGGAAUUUCAGAAAUUCUUACCGUUCUGAAAGAUAAGAGUAGGAAAAGGCGGAAGCAUAUAAGUAAAAUUAUGGAAGUAUGUAGUGAGAUUGAUGAAAGCCAUCCUGGAGAACCAUGGCUAUUGGGGCUUAUGGAAGGGGAAUAUUCAGACCUAAGCAUUGAAGAGAAGUUAGAUGUUUUUGUGGCUUUGAUUGAACUUCUUAGUUCUGGUUCCACUAUUAGAUUGGAGGUUUUACCAAGAGCUAUGGUUGACGCCCCUAGUAUCUAUAAUCGAGGCUCUGGUGGAAAAAUUAAGAGAUCCUCCUCUAGUCAGUGCUAUCCACGCGUAUCAUGGGUCCAUGGAGGAGAGCUUCAUGGAGUGAAAGAGCUACCUAAAUCGUCUGAUUCUCGCCCAGUUGAUUCAUCAUCAGUUGUAGGGGCCUUUGCAAAGCUGCCUGGAGAUAAAGCUAAUAAUUGUCACCCUAUGCAAUCUGUAUACCUUGGUUCUGAUCGUAGGUUCAACAGGUACUGGCUUUUCUUAGGCCCAUGCAAUGUGAAUGACCCUGGUCAUAGGUGUGUGUACUUUGAAUCCAGUGAAGAUGGUCACUGGGAAGUUAUCAGCGACAAGGAGGCUUUGCGAGCACUGUUGUCAGUUUUGGACGAUAGGGGAAGACGGGAAGCUCGUCUUAUUGACUCAUUGGAGAAACGGGAAAGUUUUCUUUGCCAAGUCAUGUUGAGUAGUCAUGUGACCCAGUUGGGGAUAGACCGUUUCACAGAUAUAGGCAGAGAGGACAGUUCUUCACCGGUUUCUGAUAUAGACAACAAUCAAUGUCUGAUUGAGAUUGCCAAUGAUCAGUUCUCCUUGCAAAAAGCGGCUAUAGUAUUUGAGAUCGGAAGUAAGCGGGAGAAAAGCCUAUUGUGGAGCCUUCUUCAGGUGUUUGAUGAGUGGAUAUGGGGUAAUUUUUAUUUGAAUCUCAAUGCUGUUAAACACAACCGAAGAUCCUACCUUGAUUCACUUACUAGGUGCAAGAGUUGUCAUGAUUUGUUUUGGAGAGAUGAGAAGCACUGUAAGAUUUGUCAUGCUACAUUUGAGGUUGAUAUAGAUCUUGAAGAAAGAUAUGCGAUUCAUGUGGCCACAUGUAGGAAGAAUGAAGAGAAUGAUACGUUUCCAGAUCAUAAAGUUCUAUCUUCCCAGUUGCAAUCACUAAAGGCUGCAGUGUAUGCCAUUGAGUCUGCUAUACCUGAAGAUGCCUUGAUUGGUGCAUGGAAAAAGUCAGCUCAUAGGUUAUGGGCCAAAAGACUUCGACGAAGCUCAACUUUGUCUGCAAUAACGCAGGUUAUUGGCGACUUUGUUGGGGCAAUCAAUGAAGAUUGGUUAUGGCACUCUGGUAAUGAAGAGCAUUCUACUUUAUUGGGAGAAGUUAUAUCUUGCUUUUCUUCUAUGCCUCAAACUACUUCUGCCAUUGCUCUCUGGCUGGUAAAAUUGGAUACCUUGAUUGCUCCGUAUGUGGAAAAAGCUCAACCUGAAAGGACUCAAUUGUGCAGGACCAGAAAUACAGGCGAGCGUCUAAGCAGUAGUUGUAGCUUUCAUCUUGACAACAUGGAAGGCGAUAGGUAG
Messenger RNA from Thlaspi arvense, 3434 nucleotides. NCBI's taxonomy places the organism in Eukaryota, Viridiplantae, Streptophyta, Magnoliopsida, Brassicales, Brassicaceae. The record is from the annotation of a GenBank genome assembly.